AUGGUUCGUAGGUAUAGCAGUGUUUCGGCUGACUUUCAAUCGAGGAAUAAACGUUUGGAAGAAGGUAAUUCAGGAGCGAAAUCUUCCUGGAGGUGGUUUGAUCUUGUAAAGUCAGCACCAGCAGUACAAAGUCUGGCUUCAAGGACAGAGAAUACGAAAAAAAAGAGCAAGGAACUGGAAGAGAAAGAAACAAUCGUAGGAUGUUGCCACUGUUGCGGAAUAGUAUUGACCUACCCCAGCGACGCAGGAAAGUAUAGGUGCUCAGUCUGUAAUACAACAAACAUGUUAGCAAGUCUCGAGUCAGUUCUGAAACUGCGCCUAGCUUCACAGAAGGGCGAUGACUUUCCGCAUGUUCUUUCUUACCGCUAUGUAAAGAAGUUGGUUGAUAACUGCCUUGAUAACGCUAACACUUUGACAGAAGACGGUCAGCCGAAAUCUACCCAUGAAAUAUUUGAACCUCUCCUGAACUACCUAUUAGGGGCAUUUAAAUCCAUAGAAUGCCUAAAUAACUCUUUUAAAAUUAACAAGCGCAGUACGCAUCUUCAUUAUUCGAAAUUCAAUUUAAACAGAGAGGACAUUAGAGCAACUUUUGAGCUACUAUCUAAACUACCAACGAGACGGCCUCUAUAUUAUUCUUUGACUAGUGCUUCGGAAUCCUUAAAAAGAGUUUACAUAACAAGCAAUAGUCCUAAAGAUUUGAUAUGGAUAUUAGUUUUAUUUGAGAUUCCCUUCCUCAGCCGAGCAUUAGUUAAUAACCAUAAUUCUAUUGUGGAUGACCCCGAAAUAAAGAACUUAUGUUAUGAUAUAUUGAAAAGAUGCUUAGGGCUCAUGGCUAACUUAGGUUGCACUGUUGCAGAUAAUUAUAUCACGAGCUGGUUCUCUUUAUUGACAGGUGAUGAAUUUAUACAGAAAGUCGAUUUGAUAAAUUUGUAUAUCACUUUUCAAUUAAAAAGGUAUUAUUAUAUUGCGAACAACCCAGAGUUGCUGAGAAGAAGGUCUACUAGUGCAGUGCCGUCGAGCUCCAACAGAGGACAUCCUUCUGAUAAUGAAUACAUAGAAAGUCUUAGGAUCAAAGAUGAAUUGCAGCUGGUACCUGAAGGGAGAAGUAGUAUUUUCAACAUACCCGUUGCUGAGAGCAUUGGGACAUCAUUACCUCUGCGGACUAGUAGUAAGAAGAGAAAUGACUCGAAGAUUAAAGUCCACCAAUAUGGUGGUGAUUGGCAUAUCAAAUCUGCAUCCAUUGUUUUAUUAGCAUUUCUAAGAGCAAAUUCCAUAAGACAUGAGAAAGUUCCAAUUCACACAUUUUAUAAUUCGUUAGUGGAUUUCGUGAAUAUCAAAAUGGAUUUCGAUUCAUGGCAGAGCACUAAGAAAACUUCAAAGACUUCACCGGCAAAAUCACAAUCUAACGUUCCGGAAAUACAGACCGUGAUAGAGUAUAUUCAUGGAGUCUCUCAGUUUGACUCCUCCUCAUACUUCUUCUGUCUGUACCCAUUUUUAGUUUCUCUCGGUGCUAAGAUAUCUGUCCUCGAAUAUGAAGCAAGGCGACAAAUGGAAAGAAAAGCUGAGGAAGCAUUUAUCAACUCUUUAGAUCGAAAGGUUGCUAUUGAUGUUUAUUUCAAAGUGAAGGUUAGAAGAGACUUCAUUGUUCAAGACUCUUUAAGGGCUAUUCAAUUGAACCAACAGAAUUUGAAGAAGAGUUUGAGAGUACAAUUUAUAGACGAACCGGGGAUUGACGCUGGUGGGUUGAAAAAGGAAUGGUUUCUUCUACUUUCAAGGGCUCUUUUCAGUCCACAAGCAGGAAUGUUAUCGUGCAUUGAAGGGUCUAAUUUAUUAUGGUUCAAUAUCGUGCCUAUUGAUAAUAGUGAAAUGUACUAUCUCUUUGGAGUUGUCUUAGGACUUGCGAUAUAUAACUCUACGAUUUUGGAUUUGAACUUACCAAUGGCCUUAUACAAGUUACUUUUGGGGAAAACCGUUAAUUUCGAGGACUACAAACAAAUCUUUCCUGAUUCUGCUUCGAAUUUGAAUAAGUUGAGAGAUUUCGACGACGAUACUUUGAGUGAAUUGGAUCUCACUUUCGAAGUUACUUAUUCUAAUCUUUUUGGAAGAAAUUAUACUCAAGAAUUGAUCCUGAACGGUUCCAAUGUAACAGUCACGGCAGCCAAUAGAGACAAAUAUAUUGAGAGAUAUUCGCAAUUUUUUUUGUGGGAUGGAAUCAUUCGUCAGGCACUGACGUUUGUUAGAGGAUUUAAUAAUGUAGUUGGUGGUAACGCUUUAUCGCUAUUUCUGCCAGAGGAGAUAAACUUGUUAAUAUGUGGUAGCAGUGAGACAAGAAUCGACAUCGAUAUUCUCAUGUCUGUUACGAAAUAUAUAGGGUGGCCAAAUAGGAACGAAGCCAUCGCGUCUCCCCUAGUGCAAUGGUUCUGGGAAAUUUUGAGAUCUGCUUCAUUUAGCUACCAUAAGAAGUUCUUGAUAUUUGUGACAGGAUCUGAUAGGGUGCCUGCCACUGGUUUGCAAAACUUAACUUUCAGACUUAGCAGAAUAGGAAAGGACUCUAAUAAGCUACCAAUAGCUCAUACCUGUUUUAAUGAAUUGGCAUUAUUCGAUUAUAGCUCGAAGCUGAAAUUAACUACUAAAUUGAAUGUUGCAGUUUAUGAAAGUUCAGGUUUUGGUAUUAAGUAG
Messenger RNA from Priceomyces carsonii, 2679 nucleotides. Its product is annotated as putative E3 ubiquitin-protein ligase. Lineage: Eukaryota; Fungi; Ascomycota; Pichiomycetes; Serinales; Debaryomycetaceae. Gene Ontology annotation, biological process: protein polyubiquitination. The transcript has a single exon. The record is from RefSeq and is a predicted model, not a curated record. Gene Ontology annotation, molecular function: ubiquitin protein ligase activity. The coding region runs from base 1 to 2679 and encodes 892 amino acids.